This is a messenger RNA of Gossypium arboreum, 2790 nucleotides long. Its product is annotated as protein BONZAI 3-like. The transcript is spliced from 19 exons. The coding region runs from base 842 to 2563 and encodes 573 amino acids. Gene Ontology annotation, biological process: cellular response to calcium ion. The record is from RefSeq and is a predicted model, not a curated record. Gene Ontology annotation, molecular function: calcium-dependent phospholipid binding. Gene Ontology annotation, cellular component: plasma membrane. Lineage: Eukaryota; Viridiplantae; Streptophyta; Magnoliopsida; Malvales; Malvaceae.
GACGUGUCAAACCGAGUUAUGUGCUUCUUCUAUAAAUAGAACGACAAUAAGAAUUCAAUGAGAAAAUAAAAGGAUUUUUCAUGAAGAGGAUGCUCAUUUCUUGGAUUUUAACUGCUUCUGCCCUUCUUUUCUAACUACUCAUCAUCUUUUCAGUUUUUGGCUUUUAAUUUAAUCAUAUCAUAUCCAGAAAAUUCAAAUACGAAGCUAGAUCGAGGAAAAGAAAAAGUUAGGGAUUAGCAGAUUUUUCUAUACGAAGAAGUAUCGAGCUCAAGAGCUUAGAGGGCCACAAUUGGACAAGGGGAAGGAGAAAGUGAUCGAAUAGCCGAAAAAGCCGUUCGACAACAUCCGAGGAAAGGGAUAUUAAACCUAAAACACAUUGACACCCAGCAGCAGCCAACCUUCUUGAAUCUAUUUUCUUUUUUAUUUUCGACCAUAAAUUGGUUUUCUCGAGAAAAAUCUCUUUCAUUUUGCUUGUUAAUAUAAAAACACAUUAAAUUUUGUGAAGAUUCCCUUGAUUGACUCAUCGUAUUUCUUUGAACAAUUUCUUGUAUUUUUUUUACCAGUUGACUCUUUUUUUGUUAAUAUUGGUUAUUCUUCGAUCGUACGGCAUUUGAAACGCCUUCAAAACCCGAAAGGGAUUCAUCCCUGAAUUAGUCGACAAAAUUUUCUGUUUUUCUUUUGGGUCCACUAAAACUUUUUCACUGCAACCUAAACCCCACCAAUUCCCUUUUGUUGUUUUAUUAAGAGGGCUCUAUUUCCUCGAAAAGCACUAGGAAGCAAAAACCAAAUUUUGAACUUCAAGAAUCAGUUUAAAUAAUUAGGGUUUUAAUUUGAAAAGGACAUGGGAGGCUGCGUUUCUGGUGACUUGAAAGGAGGCAAGCAAGCUAUAGGUGGGGUUCAUGGUAGGCCCACUAUGAAUAAUGACGCAGGAUAUAACGAAGCCAUUGAACGCUUUUUCAGAGAUAGAGGUCAAUCUCCUCUUUUUACUCCAAUUGAGUUAUCUCUGUCAGCAUCAAACUUGCGCAAUCUUGACAUCAUAUCAAAGAGUGAUCCUAUGGCAGUUCUGUAUGUAAAGAAAAUGGAUGGCACACUAGAGGAGCUUGGUCGUACUGAAGUCAUACUCAACUGUUUGAAUCCUACUUGGAUUGAGAAGAUUAAUGUUUCUUAUCAGUUUGAGAUUGUUCAAAAUUUGGUUUUUCAUGUAUAUGAUGUGGAUACCAAGUAUCACAACAUGUCUGUGAAGGCACUAAAGUUGAAUGAGCAGGAUUUUUUGGGAGAAGCCACUUGUGUUCUGUCUGAGAUAGUGACCAAAAGAAAUCGAUCUUUAACUCUCAAUCUCCAUGGAAAAAACGGUCCAGGAGGUUCCAAAAACUUUGGGACACUGACUGUCCAUGCUGAAGAAUCUUGUUUAUCCAGAAUGGCUGUGGAGAUGAAAUUGCGUUGUUCUCAGUUAGACAACAAGGACAUGUUUUCUAAAAGUGAUCCUUUCUUGAGAAUAUCAAGACUAACUGAAAGUGGAAAAUAUAUACCAAUAUGCAAGACAGAGGUGAUAAACAACAAUUUAAAUCCAGUUUGGAGACCAUUAUAUCUAAGCAUGCAACAGUUUGGAAGCAAGGAUAACCCAUUACGUAUUGAGUGUUUCGAUUUCAACAGUAAUGGCAAUCAUGUACUUAUUGGCCAACUUCAUAAAUCAGUUUCUGAGUUGGAAAAACUUCACAAAGACAGAAGUGGUGCAAAUCUGGUUUUCCCAACUCAUCGUGGUCAGGAAAAGGUUCUCAAGGGCCAGCUCUUUGUAGAUCAAUUUAUUGGGAAAGAGCAAUUCAGUUUCCUUGACUACAUUUCUAGUGGAUUUGAGCUAAAUUUUAUGGUUGCCAUUGACUUUACAGCUUCAAAUGGGACUCCUCGAAAUCAAGAUUCCUUGCACUACAUUGAUCCUUCAGGACGAUUGAAUUCUUACCAGAAAGCUAUAAUAGAGGUUGGGGAGGUCAUACAAAUUUAUGAUUCUGAUAGCAGAUUUCCAGCUUGGGGCUUUGGAGGGAGGUAUGGUGGCACUUUAUCCCAUUGCUUUAACUUGAACGAUACAAAUGCCUAUGAGGUCGAAGGUGUUCAAGGCAUCAUGGCUGCUUAUGCUAAUGCUCUGCACACUGUCACUCUGGCUGGACCUACUUUGUUCGGCCCUGUAAUCAACACGGCUGCACAAUUGGCGGCUACCUCAAAUGACAUUACCAAAUAUUUUGUGCUGCUCAUUAUAACGGACGGGGUUCUGACAGAUAUACAAGAAACAAUGGAUGCUUUGGUUAGGGCAUCCGAUCUACCUCUAUCCAUUCUUAUAGUUGGAGUGGGGAAUGCAGACUUUAAACAAAUGGAGGUUCUGGAUGCUGAUGAUGGACGUCGAUUGGAGAGUUCAACAGGUCGGGUCGCUACACGAGACAUUGUACAAUUUGUUCCCAUGCGAGAAGUGCAUAGCGGGCAGAUUUCUGCUGUUCAGGCUCUACUGGAAGAGCUACCGCAUCAGUUUUUGACUUACAAUCGGUCUAGAAACAUUAAGCCACUCCGUUCUUGAUUGCCCCCAAAAUCUUUCAAAGCAUUGACAAAGGUAAUUAGAUUACUACCGUCUCUUGAAAUAUAGUGCACAAGUAGCCUUAAGAACCAAAUACAGAUAUACAGUUUAGGAUUUAGUUUUACAACAAAUUGUUAAUAUUGGCUUUUAUGCAGAAGUAGAGGUAAAUACCAUGUAAGAAGGCAUUAAUCAAUGAAAUUCGUUGUAUUCAUCGUUUAUUUGAUUCUUAA